This is a messenger RNA of Serpula lacrymans var. lacrymans S7.9, 2370 nucleotides long. RefSeq lists its product as uncharacterized. Gene Ontology annotation, molecular function: DNA-binding transcription factor activity, RNA polymerase II-specific. Bases 109 to 1830 code for a protein of 573 amino acids. Gene Ontology annotation, biological process: regulation of transcription by RNA polymerase II. The transcript is spliced from 12 exons. Gene Ontology annotation, cellular component: nucleus. The record is from RefSeq and is a predicted model, not a curated record. NCBI's taxonomy places the organism in Eukaryota, Fungi, Basidiomycota, Agaricomycetes, Boletales, Serpulaceae.
GUGACGGACAUUCGCAGGAUGGUUCUUUGAAUCCCCCAGUGGCUCCAACUUGCAGUCCAUCAUUAUCAUUCAAUAUCCAAUCCUGUGUCCUCAAUUUGUUACAUCAGUAUGUCAGAGGAUUCGAGAGACCUGUCUCUUAUCACAGCGCAAUUCAGUUCCCUCGCAUUUGAGCCUCGGGUUGAGGUAGGAGAUGGACUUAUACUACCUCCUGACUUCCAGCUCCCGUCCCUGGAAUCAGUCCGAGCAGAUUCAGCUACCUUGGUAGAUAUCAGGUCAGGGAUUCAACGUCCACACACAAACGAAGAGAUUAUCUCCGCUGUUAGAGCUUUACUAGUAUGUAAUGGAUUGGAUGAACCGCCGGGCCUGGGAAAUAUGGACUUGGAGCCAAUUUACUAUUAUAUAACACUGCCCAAACUUUUCAAAUGGUCAUACUUUGUUAAAAUAGAAGAUGUCCCAGGCGACCUUCAGGAGGAUGCAAUCUUUGCACUGAAGAUGUUUAUACGAGCUGUAGAAGAGUAUCCAGAACCUGUGCCUCGUUUGCUGAUAAACUACCCUCCUGGAUCUGAGGAAGAUUCUAAAUACAUUGUGCUUUGCAAUGCUCGCCGUAAGCUCUCGGAGUCCCUAUUUCAUCCAAGGACCAACCGUCCGGCUGAAGCUGUACCAUACCUAAAAGCCACUGUCGAGACUGGUCUUAGGAGGAACACAUCCGGCAAAGGCCUGUGGCUGAUAACCCCCUUUAGUUACUCGCUAUACGGGGAAGCCUUAGCUCUAUCCGGCAGAUAUGACGACGAGACCAAGCUAAUAUUGGAGCGUGCGCUAGAGGGCCUAUCCCAAUUUGAUCGCGGUCAUACCAGCUCUACAAUAGCUAAGAUAAAUAUACAUUUGGCCCACGUCCUCCACAAACGAGGGGACGAUCCUAAGAAAGCAAAACAACUCGAAGAUUUGUCAGUGAGGUUCCUUCGCAAGAACCCUAACUUUUUGGGACAAGAUAUACUUUCACAACUCUUGGUGCGACCCGGCCAACCUGAGAGCCGUAUCUUGACCGCGCUUGGUGGACCAAAGUGGCUUCUAGAGCACAAAUCUACAUUUAAAACGGAUAAGCGUCUCACCAAACAAUGCAAGACGUGCCAAUUCCACGAACCACAGGUAAAGCUCUUUGUAUGCUCAAACUGCAAAUAUAUCUGGUAUUGCUCUAAAGAGUGUCAGAGAGCAGAUUGGAAAAUGCACAAAACUAUGUGUCGUGAAAUGGCGGAAUACAGCAGUCACGUUGAAGAACUGGGAAAAGUCAAUCCUCAAGCUGCACAGUGUGCGACUGACUGGUCGAAAUGGCGAACAGGCUUUCUCACGGUAGAUCACUAUGCCUUUGUCCAUGCGCUCGGCCUACACCGCGAUCCCUCUCGGAGCCGAACCCACAUUGUCUUUUGCUACGUUGAAUACACUCCGCACGCCUCCAAAGAUCUGAAACAUAAGUUUCGUAUUAACUCUUGCGGCGUUUUUCGUAUCGUAGACGUACUUGCCGACAUUGAACAUGCCAUGGGCCUCGACAAGGGAGAAGGGGCGGAGUACAUUCAGAACUGUCUACAGGAUCCAACUUUCAACUCGGAUGUUUCAAGUUCAUCGUAUGGUGAAAAAAUGAUCCCGGUGCCGUCUUUGUUUAUGGGCGUUAACUUGCAGGCAGUUCUAAGGUGCACGUGUGUUUCAACCGAUCUACUUCGCAUGAAACCUUACAACCCUCAGUGGCGCAACGCAGUUAACAAACUUGAAGAUGCGCCACCGCUGAAAUUGCAACUCGAGAGAUCCGAGAUAAAAGAUGCAGAGUACAUAUUUUGAUAUAGGUUAUAGCAUGACAAUUAAAGUGUAGGUCUAGGUCAGACGAUAGAUGUGCUGUAUCAGGUUGGCAGGAGAGGAUAAACUAUCUGAAGCCAACUACUCUCUUCGAUAGAUCUUUGAUUUCACUUCUCAAAGUCACUCGAUCGUGAUCACGAUCACGAUUUUAUUGCUGUGCUAUCGCUCUUCUUUGUACCGCCCUGACAGAAAAUCGCGUUCCAGUCAGGAUUGAGGGAGAUCCGAUAUGUGAUGACAACAGCCCCUGGUUUCACCCAUGCGAUUGAUAGAGAUGAUGAUCAAUAGAUUGGAAUCCUCUUCUCAAGCUUCAAGGAGAUCAUCACUAGCAGAGACUGAUUGAUUGGACCCUAUGAUCGUACAGAUAUCAUAUUAUACCCUCGCUACUAUCUUCUCGCCUCGGCUCAUCGCCGCUCUACAGCCUGGGUCCAAGCCGUUACGUCGACUUGCGCUACUGGCCGAUAAAGCCAUCCUUAAUUUUGUUUGAUUGAACGGUUGCUUUAAGUAAAUGGCAAGGGGUUUUGAGAG